AUGGGCAUCAAAGGUCUCCUACCCCUACUCUCCGCAGUACAGGAGGACAAGCGGGUUUCGGACUUCGCAGGCCAAACUGCUGGGAUUGACGGUUACGUCUGGCUACAUCGUGCUGCGUACGUGCAUGCUACGGAACUAGGUUUGAUUUACUGUGGUGCAGCUGAGAACACUGCGAAAGAUGUUGAGCAAGAUGAGACGGACAUGGCGAAAACGCGUCGAUUCAAGGAGGAAGCGAUCUGGAAGAAGAUGGCUGCGACAGUCUUGCGGUACUGCCAGCGAUUACAACAAGCAGAAGUUAUUCCACACGUAGUUUUUGACGGUGGGUUUCUUCCCAUGAAGGAGCAGGAAGAACGAGGCAGGGAUGACAGUCGUAAAGCAAAUCUGGAAAAGGCUUUCGCACUCUGGAAAUCAGGACAAAAAGACGCGGCUCAUAAGGUACUGAGCAGUGAGUGAACUGAACAUUUUGAUAGUGCUGAAUGUGUAAGUAUACACAUUUAAAGUGGAGAUGAAUUAGAUUUGAACAGAAGAUUGUUGGACUCAUCCUCCUUUUAGUGCGCUAUCUACCUAUCCAUAGACAUUAAACCUGAAUUGGAAACACCAGGCUUUCGCCGGCGCCUAUGAUAUCGUCCCUGAGAUGGCUUGCUGGUGCUGUAGGGUUUUCGACGCUCACGGGAUUCCCUAUACUGUGGCGCCUUACGAAGCAGACGCGCAGCUUGGCUACAUGGCAGAAACUGGACAAAUCGAUUUUGUCAUCACAGAGGACUCGGACUUGUUGCCCUUUCGGACACCUUCAGUGUUAUACAAGUUGGACUUCAACAGCAUGACGGGAAAACAUGUGUGCUUAGCUAGAGACUUUUGCAAAGUUUUCGGCAGUGGGUCACAUUUAGAGAAGGUGUUUUCGCUAUUCGGUAGAGCGGAAAAUAGUAAAGGAGGAGUUUUGGAAGGUACAAAUGUGGGUGGAGAAAAUGCUGAGAAGGAGCUCUCUUCUACAUCUUGUGGUAUGAUGGAAAAUGGCGAAACUACAACAUCUACUUCAACGUUAGCGCCAGGAGGCGGAGGAGACCACACCACAUCAAACACCCCUUUCACGUUCGACUAUGACCGGUUUCUCGCUGUCUGUAUCCUUCUCGGUUGCGACUACGGCAGUACUACGAUUUCGAAGUGCGGUCCCAAGAAAGUCUGUGAGCUAGUCGCAAAAGCGGGCUGUGACCCUGAUCGGAUUCAGAGGUGUGCUCGAUUCGAGGGCUACGAUGUGGAUGCCUGUUUUGUAGAGAAUUUUACGAAGGCUUGGCUCUGCUUCCGGUAUCAGACGGUGUAUUGCUCGAAGGCGAAGACGGUACGAUCGAAAUGCCUCCUUUUAUGACUACUUUCGGAAAUUAUGCAUCUUGUUCAGAAGCAUCUUGGAGGACCUCCGUGUAUUAAGGGGAAAACGGGCCUUUCAAGAUGACUUAUUUCAAGAUGGAUUGCCGGAAGGUCUAAUCCUUGCGAAUCCAGUCCCAGGGAGUAGAGAAGACAUAAUGGUGGAAGGAAUAUUACAAGAAGGCGGCGAUGAUGCUGGAGGAGACGACCUCCUCCAGCAUCUAGACGACCACCGCAUCUACCCUGAAGAUCGUUCCGACAGCACUUUCUAUAACGAACUCGCGAGAAAAGUUCGUGCGAGAUGGGUCAAACAGAUCCAGGAAAACACCAGUGACUUGUUCUGCGGCCAUAGAUAUGACGCCGAAACCGCUGUAGGCGUUGCUGUUGGGAGGACACAUCCAGAGACGUUUGCUCGGGUGGAAUUCAACGCUAGUCCGGAACAAGCGGUAGCUGAUGGGAGUAAUGUUAUGGUCAGUGGCUAAGAACCCUAACUUCAAGCGGUGUUUCCUGUAAAUGUAAUAUGUCUCCCACAAUUGUUUCUCCUUGUAUUCUGUCUGAAUUAGGCCUUCCUCCCAAUACUCUACGACUACCUAAUCUACAUCUUAGUAAUUGCUGUGGUUUACAUAGUUCGAAACUAUCGCGCCUAUUUCCGCGUGUCCUUCUAUGAAAAAGAACACUAGAAAAACGAAUUGAGUCAUCGAGUCAUUCUAUCAAAGCAUUUGCUUUCUUUAUCUCUAACAGCAGCACUACCUCACACCACGCUUCGUCUUCAGCCUCUUCUCUAGUAGCAAGUCGACCUGGUCUGUUAGCACGGACCAACCGAUCCGGGAAUCCCAUGUACGCGGGCUUGCGCGAUGAUGGAGGCGCAAAGCGGCGUGCUGCUGCAAAGAAUAAAAGCAUCGGUCCAGAACCUGGACAGAUGGACAUUUUAGCGUUUUUUCAGCCGCCACCGAAUGCAUCAGGACAACCUGGGAAAACAAUGCUACCACCACCUAUCAAUUUGAGUAAAAGUUCUAAAGGAGGUAGAGGAGGAGCAAAAAACGUGCCUGGUGGUAGUUUAGCUAAGAAUGGAAGUAAGGUGAAUAAUAAGGAAGAUGUACAACAUGCAGAAGGUCAACAAGACACUAGAUAUAUCCCAUCGCGCUAUCGUACCGAUGACUUGCGAGCUUCUAUGCUGGCCGAUGGUGCCCAAACAAAUGCAGGAUUAGCGAAGUUUGAAGCAAUGUUUGCGUCCGGGGGUGAGGUCGUAGGUGGAAGUGGAGGAAAGGCUAGUGGUGGGACCCUGGAAUUAGUUCACGAGCAAAAUCAGAGGGCUGAAAAUGGAGAUGCAGAAGAAGAAAAGGAUGGAGGUUUGGAUGGUCUUGAUGUUGGAGCAGGACAGCACGAUGAAGACAAGGAGAACCAAGCAACAUCUUCUACCUCCGGCAAUCUUGAUGUGCAGUCUUCUACGAGUGGUAACAAGCCUCGUUCUCUGUUGAACUCUCGUGUGUUUGGAAAGAUUCAAGAAAAUACCAGUGUCGUACAAGGAAACGAUGAUUUUUUCGCUGCUUUUGCGUUUGGUGGUGAAGCUGGAGGAGGUUCUGUCGGAAGUACUUCUACACAAGGACGAGAAACUACAAGUGGUCUCGCUUCUAUGAAAAUGAAUAUAUUCUUCAACAAGCAGGUGAACAACCCAGCAACGAAGACGAAGACGUUGAAGAAUGCCACGAAGGCUAUGAACGACAGUAAGAAAGCUGCGCCAGUGGUUGCUCCCAAAGUUGCAAAAACAAGAAAAAGAGCAGCUACAACAGCGGACUUGACUUCCACAACGCGAGACGCUGAUGAGCACGCUCUUUCCAGUGUAGGGGCAGCAAGUAAAGCAGGCGGGCAAGCAAAUAAAAGGCAAAAGAUUGCCACUACUGCAUCUUCUUCGGAUGAGGUUCCUACCACAACUGCAUGUUCUACUUCUGAGCCUACAGCACAAGGACGAGGAGAACAGAAGCAAGCAUUAUCGCCUAGAUUAGACAACGAAAAAAUCCCUGCUCCCUCACCAAGACCCGCGGGACAGAUUUUGUCCAACAAAGCUUUAUCCUUCCUGGACUCUCUAUGCUUUGCAAAACGAGAUCAUAGAGCUUCAUCAUGA
Messenger RNA from Amoebophrya sp. A25, 3481 nucleotides. NCBI's taxonomy places the organism in Eukaryota, Dinophyceae, Syndiniales, Amoebophryaceae. The record is from the annotation of a GenBank genome assembly.